Messenger RNA from Bemisia tabaci, 1698 nucleotides. RefSeq names its product DNA polymerase interacting tpr containing protein of 47kD (gene Dpit47). Gene Ontology annotation, biological process: protein folding. Gene Ontology annotation, molecular function: Hsp70 protein binding; Hsp90 protein binding. Gene Ontology annotation, cellular component: cytosol; nucleus. The record is from RefSeq and is a predicted model, not a curated record. NCBI's taxonomy places the organism in Eukaryota, Metazoa, Arthropoda, Insecta, Hemiptera, Aleyrodidae.
GACAUUAUAACCAAUAUCACCACGUUGGAUUUGGACAGAUUUAGACAAGUGCGUAAAAGGUGUAAAUGAAUGAAUAAAUCGUUUACUAUAGUGAAUUUUCUCGUGUUCAGUAAUAUUUUCUGUCAUCUAAUUGAUUUGACGGCAACGAUUUGACAUUUAUUGCAAGGGAAUAUUUGACACCUCUCAUAGAAAGGAACCGAAGGUGCAUCGUAUCGCAGUUGUCUCUAGAGCAUUCCAGUGACAUUAAGGGAUAAUUUCCCCCUAAAUUUUCUUGGCAGUCAUUCCUUCAAGCAGCAGAAAAUAUCAAGUAAUUACACCAUGAGUCAGUCUUUGCCACAGGAGAAAAAGGAAUAUACUGAAGAAGAAAGACUAGAAUUAGCAAAGAAAUUGGAUGAUGACUUGGAUGCGUUUCUCGCGUCUCGCCCUAGAAAACCCUAUACCGAAGGAUGGACAGAGGAGAAUUGGCAAGAGGAAUUUGACAAGCACCCGUUUUUUAUGUCAAAACCACCUGAAAAUCCAACAGAAAUAUCACCUCUUGUUGAAGGAAUUCAACAACUAAAGUAUGAUGAAUCAGAAAACAGCCCUGAAGAACUUGCCGCAACAUACAAAAAAGAAGGCGAUUUCUUUUUCAAGUGCAAAAAGUAUAAAAAAGCCAUAAUUAACUACAGUCAAGGACUACACUAUAAAUGCAAUGAUCAAGAACUGAAUGCAACUUUACUCAACAAUAGAUCUGCUGCCCACUUUUUUAUAGAAAACUUCAGGUCAAGUUAUAAUGAUUGUAAAGCAGCUUUAAAACUGAAACCUGAUUAUGUCAAAGCCAUUACUCGCUGUGCCAAGUGCUGUCGGCGCAUGUCUCUCUUUGAAGAAUGUAUAGAAUAUUGUGAUAAAGCUCUGAAAUUCUCUCCAAAUGAUCCUGACUUGAAAUCCCUCCGUAAGGAAGCGCUAAUCGAACUGAAAAAAAUGGAGAGAGACAAACGCAAAGAAGAAGUACUUAGAAAACGCAAAGAAGCAGCAGAGAAGAAAUUAAUCGCAGCAAUAAAUGAGAGAAAUAUAAAAAUAUAUCCUGAAACCAAGGGUCUUACGUCAAUGAGCCAGCUGGAACCUUGUUUCCCAGAGGUUGUCCAGAAGACUGUUCAUUUUGAAAACGAUCGGCUCGUAUGGCCUGUCAUUUUCCUUUACCCCGAAUAUGGAACUACAGACUUUAUUCAAGAGUUUCAUGAAGACUCCAGGUUUGAAGACCAUAUUGCAGAAAUGUUUCAAACUGCUCCAGAAUGGGACACAAAUGGCCAAUACACACCUGAUAAGAUACGCAUUUAUUUUGAGGACUUCGAUCAUAAUGCUCACCGUGUCUCACCUGAAAGCACUCUGAAUCAAGCCAUAAGUCAUCCAAAGUAUCGUGUGGACGGAGGAGUUCCAGCUUUUAUCAUUGUUGUUGACGGCAGCCUUACCGAAAAACGGCUUCUAAGCAAGUGAAUUUCUUAAAAUAGAAGGGAUAGUGGGUCAUACCUCUAUUCCAAGACAUUAAUUUUUUAAGGACAUCUUUUUCUCUCACGCCAAGCCUCCAUCUUGGUCGCCUAUCAUGAUUCUAUGUGUAAUAAAAAAUUGAAUCUUAUUCAAGUUUUUAUUUUUAUAAAAAAACAAAUUGUAAAAUUAUGGUCUUAAAGCUCGUCAAAUAAAGUUGUUUUUGUUGAAAUUUAA